CACCAACACAAAAAACUUCACGUGACUGGCCCAUGCAAACAGGACCGUUUUUUUCCUUCAUUGGAUGACAAGCUAGAUGGUGGAGAGUGAGGGAGGUUGGCAGGGCAUUGACAAAGAAGAUGUGAGAGUAUAGAAACUGACAUGCAUAGCAGCAUGCAGCACUGGCUGUGCUAACAGUGGCUAGCAUCUGAAAACUGAUUGCGCAAACAAAGAUGGAGUGAGCACUGACCUUUGGGAUUACCGUGAAGAGGAUGAGGAGUGUGUAUGGGUGGGUGUGUGUUUCCCACUGCAACAGCUGAUUGAAGGCACAGGUAAAUUAUUGACAGCAAGAAAAGGAGCAGAGGGUGCAAAAACCCUGGCCUGCUGUGGGAAUAGAGGGACAACCAGCUUCACUGUAUUGUCACAGUGACCUUCUGACUGAAAGCUGAUACAAAGCUUCCUCUCACAUACACACAUACUGAGACACUCAGUGUGUCUCACCUCACCAGAGUCCACCAGGCUGUGAGCAAGGAGACACAGAGACCGCCGGCACGCGCUCGGAUCACAUGCAGUCAAUCAGCACUUGUCUGGCUUUGCUUAGGUAGUGCUGGUGGUGGUGGCUGUUAGGGAGGUGGAAGUUGCUCAGGUUAGCAACACGCUAACAGCUGUAAAAUAUGGAGCCUCUGGAGGAAUACCACUCUCCAUUUGACUUUGAACAAGGAGUCAACACCAGCUACUUGUACCUCUCCCCAGCCUACAGCGACACGCCACCCAGCUCCCCAGCUGUCAAAACCAGAGGUUCCCAGCUACUUUCAGACUCUGUUCCAGAGGUGGGAGAAGAUGCGGUGACGAGCGUCGCUCCCUCCAGCCCUUCCCCUCCUGCCAUGACUGAGGAGGAGCGACUGGAGCUGCAGCAAGAACUGGCCAAGGUGGAGGAUGAGAUCCAGACUCUGACCCAGGUGUUGUCAGCCAAGGAGAAGCAGGUGGCGGACAUUAAGAGGAAGCUAGGCAUCACACCUCUCAACGAGCUGAAACAAAACAUCAGCAAAACCUGGCAGGGGGUCACCACCUCCAAUGCCUACAGAAGGACAUCUGAAACAAUAUCUCAGGCGAGUCUAAAGGCCACGGCAGCGCUCUCCACUGUGGGCUCAGCUAUCGGCCGGAAGCUCGAGGAUGUCAGCAUGUGCUCAUUACAACACUCGACUAGCAUGCCUGUGAUAAGGAAUGCGCCGACUUUUAAGUCAUUUGAAGAGAAAGUGGAGACUUUGAAGACCAAGAUGACUCCAUCCACAUCCACUGGUACACUGGGCGCUCAGGACGCCAGCGGCAGCAGCGGCGGUGCUCCGGCAGACGAGUCCACACCAAACCAGCAGGAGGACUCCACCACUGACGAGACACCGAUGCAAUGACCCCCUGCAGCCGGACCCUCCUCACCAACACCCCCCAUUUGACCCUGUAACCCCUGAACUGUCUCUAAACUCUUGUGUGCCAGUGUCCUUUUCACUGGAAACAAGUGACUUCUUCCCCAACCUUUGUCUUCUAACUGUGUGGCUUUUUUUUUUCUUUGACGCAUGCACACACUUGGUAUGGAAUGAAAGUCUGGGAUGGGACAGGAGGGGGCCGUGUGGUUUGGUGCCGAUAAUGUCUUCAAGUCUUUUUUUUUUCUGUUUGCCUUGUGUUUCGUUCUUUUCUCUUUGUUUCUCUGCCUUUGUCGAACUAGCAAAGCUCAGAUGCCAAACAUGGGCUCCAAUUUUUUUAUUAUUAUUUGUCACAAAAACUGUUUGAAAUUGAUUUAAUUUGAAUAACAUAGUACAGAACAUUUAAUGAAAUAAUUCAGACUUAGUUACAGGAUAUUCUUUUGACGUGAACAAGGCAGUUGGUUUAUUGCUUCUAUAGUUUUUUUAUAUAUAUAUGUAUAUAUAUAUAUAUAUAUAUAAACUAACUACCAUUUUGGGGCCCAUCUGGUUUCCAUUACUAUGUUUUUUGCAUGCAUAAAAGGUCAUAAUGUAGUCUUAACACUGUGUCAAGGGUAUGAAUGUAGAUCUAUGUGUGUCCUAUAGGUGCAGCACUUUAACCCAUAAUCAGAUUAAUCAAACUAUAUAUUAUAGCUUCAGUUUUCAUGGCUGCAGUAACAAAACACCCAAAGCUGGCAUUGUGGUACCCACCUCAGUACAAAAACCACCAUCACGUUUUUCCCAUUGUAGGAUCUGACAGGAAAAAAAGAAAAACGUAUGACCUCCGAACAAAGAUAGUUACAGGAAAACAGCCAAGCUCAGCAUAACAGAGGCAGAGCAAACACACACACUUAGUGGAGGUUCAGCCUUGAACCCUGGGUGAGAGUGAAAUAAAUGUGUCUCUCUUCCACAGCCAGAGUCAAUAUUUGGACACUUGUUCAUUGUUUUCUGUCGGGAAGGUAACACCUAGAGAGCAACUCCCUCCUCGUAAGACGACACUUGUAAAGAAACUCCACUGGAUGUUCUCUUGUGUAACAAUAGAGGAGAAUAAAGUAUUUCAGAC
Molecule: messenger RNA, 2496 nt
Organism: Sphaeramia orbicularis (orbiculate cardinalfish)
Lineage: Eukaryota; Metazoa; Chordata; Actinopteri; Kurtiformes; Apogonidae
Gene: tpd52
Product: tumor protein D52
Exons: 7
Coding region: 654-1388 (244 amino acids)
Biological process (GO): B cell differentiation
Cellular component (GO): cytoplasm
Source: RefSeq, a predicted model, not a curated record